This is a messenger RNA of Arvicanthis niloticus (Nile rat), 1070 nucleotides long. RefSeq names its product ribonuclease P/MRP subunit p38 (gene Rpp38). Lineage: Eukaryota; Metazoa; Chordata; Mammalia; Rodentia; Muridae. Gene Ontology annotation, cellular component: ribonuclease MRP complex; fibrillar center; nucleolar ribonuclease P complex. Gene Ontology annotation, molecular function: ribonuclease P RNA binding; ribonuclease P activity. Gene Ontology annotation, biological process: tRNA 5'-leader removal. The record is from RefSeq and is a predicted model, not a curated record.
GGCGCCGUGGUCCCUGGUGGUGACCGAGUUGCUGUAGGAAAUCGAUCCGUCACGUGGUCUCCGCGGGUCGCUUCUGCACAGGUUCUUGAGUUAUCAGUGAAGUGCAUCCCAAUCUUGCAGUCUCUUGGUUGCAGAGCAUCUAAUUGGUUUUCAAGAUGGCUGCAGCCCCUCAGGCACCAAAGAGGGGAUCUAUUCGGAAGACUAGACCUCUGGUUGUAAAGACAUCACUGAACAACCCUUAUGUUAUUUCCUGGAGCACCUUGGAGAGAGAAGACAUACACUUUAUAUUACAGACACUUGAAGACAAGUUUAAAUCGAUUGGACUUCAGAAAAUUGAAGAUAAGAAGAAAAGGAAAAAAGCAGCUCUUAUAAAAAAGCAAAGAUGCGGGCAAGAGGUUGAGAUCAGUGCGGAUCCAAAAGAGCCUGAUGGGGAUGUGGUGUCAGGGUGGACACCUGUGCAUGUCAGAAAACAGCUGGUCAUUGGUGUUAAUGAAGUCACCAGAGCUCUGGAGAGGAAUGAACUGCUCCUGGUUCUAGUGUGUCAGUCAGUCAAGCCUGCUAUCAUCACCUCACACUUGAUUCAGCUGAGCUUAAGCAGAUCUGUUCCUGCCUGUCAGGUACCUCAGCUCAGCGAGAGAAUUGCUCCCGUUAUUGGCUUAAAAUGUGUGCUAGCUUUGGGCUUCAGAAAGAACACCAUGGACUUUGCUGAUGAAGUAGGAGCCAUCAUUCCCAAGGUGCCUAGCUUAAAUGUGCCAUGGCUUCCAGAUAGAACCCAGGAUCCCAUAGACAGUUUAGAGACUGAACCUUUGGAAAGCCAGGACAAAGAGAUUUUGGACACUUCAUUUGAUGAUCUUACAAAACUCAGUAAGAGGAAGCUUGCUGAAGGUGGACAAGCAGCAAUACUACAACCCCUUAAAAUAAAGAAACUCAUUCCCAACCCUAGUAAAAUAAGAAAACCACCCAAAAGUAAAAAAUGCAUUUCAAAGUAGUUUUGUAUGACUUGUCACUUCAUGUAAGGCUAUGGUCUAAAUAAGCACCGAAACAAAUAAAAUCAAGUGUGUUUACAUGUA